AAUGCAGCAGAGCUUGAUCUGACUCGUCCUGCGUGCUGGAAGCAUUUUCUCCCUUCUCUCUUCUCUCUCUCUUCUCUCUCUCUUCUCUCUCUCUUCUCUCUCUUCUCUCUCUUCUCUCUGCUGGACUUUAUUCGGGUGCUCCUCUCACGCCGCUGGGACAUGGCCGUGUCUAUCUCCCUGCAGAGUCUGGGCCUCAUCAUACUCGCAGCCGUCCUCCUCCAGACCAUCGCCGUGGCCAUCAGUUUCAUCUACUUCAACAAAGUCCUGAGCACAAUGAAGGAGAGUUUCUCCCGCAGCAGCGUGUCCUGUCUGAUAAACUCAAACCUGCACUCGGAGCUCGAGGAGUCGUCGGCCGAGGACAGAAAACACAACCCCUGCUGGCAAGUCACGCAACAGCUCCACUACCACAUAGAGAAGACAAUGGCAGACAGAUUCCAGAAGGAGAUAUCCUCCACUAUGAGAAAUAAGCUGACGGGAGCGCUGCCCAUCCUGAGCCCCGGGGUCCCUCUUCCUAAAGUCGCGGCCCAUGUGACGGGUGUCGUCUCCUCCACAGACUCUCCCAUAGCAGAGGGCGCUGGGAGCAGCAGGGGUCACCUGGGGCAGCGUAUCAGAGGGUGGGAGGGCCACAGGGGUCUGUCCUUCCUGCAGAACAUGGAGCUGAGGGGCGGCGAGCUCCUGGUGCCCACGUCCGGCCUCUACUACAUCUACGCACAGACCUACUUCAGGCUGCCCUCGACGGGGGAGACGGAGGGGGACGCAAAGGAGGAGGAGGCAGGAGCGCAGCUUGUGCAGUACAUAUACAAGAAGAUGAGUUCCUACACGGUGCCCAUCCUGCUGAUGAAGUCGUCCCGCAGCGCCUGCUGGCCCCGGGGUCAGGAGCCGGGCCUCUUCUCCCUGCACCAGGCCGGCACUGCCUUCCUCCAGCCGGAGGACCGCCUCUUCGUCACGGUCAGCAACGCCAGCGCCAUGGAGAUGGACGGCAGGGCCAGCUACUUCGGGGCCUUCCUGGUGGGCUAGUGAGAGAGGGAGCGAGGCCUGGACGGAGGAGUCCAGCACUGGGAUGACUUUGUUUCUUUAGACACUGACAGAGGUUGACCCAAAUGUCAGGGUUUGCUCUGGUUGAAUGUGAGGACGCUGCCUGGGGACACAGGGAUGGAGACGGACAGACCACCAGGGGAUUGGCACUGGAGCUGCAGGGACGUGAUCAAACCAGACACACCAACAACAGUGGCCCAGUGCGAUGGGGAAGUGGAACCAUUUGGUGUGUGUUUACUCCAGCAGUGACCAGUUAAUUGAUAACAGCUAAACCUCAGACAGGAUACUCAUUCUGUUUGUGAGGCUGCGGCGAGCAGGACGCACCGCAAACAGAUUGUGUGGUGCAUUCAGGUCACCGGGGAUUUGGAGGACAAUAGAUGCAGAUUAAAUGCUGUGCUGUGGUGUGUGAGCAGCUGGGAGAAGAGAGCCGUGUUGACUAAAUAACACUUAGUGGAGUUUUUUAUUAAAAGUGAAUAAAUGCCACAAGAUGUUAAAGGCUCUUUAAAUGUUCUCUUUGUACAGCUUCUUGAAUAAAUCUGUGGUGUGACAAAGAAUGUCAAGUAUUAAAACUGCUUUUUGAUACAUUAA
This is a messenger RNA of Platichthys flesus (European flounder), 1623 nucleotides long. Its product is annotated as tumor necrosis factor ligand superfamily member 10-like. Gene Ontology annotation, biological process: immune response. NCBI's taxonomy places the organism in Eukaryota, Metazoa, Chordata, Actinopteri, Pleuronectiformes, Pleuronectidae. Gene Ontology annotation, molecular function: tumor necrosis factor receptor binding. The record is from RefSeq and is a predicted model, not a curated record. Bases 160 to 1017 code for a protein of 285 amino acids. The transcript is spliced from 6 exons. Gene Ontology annotation, cellular component: membrane.